UCACCAGGAUUUUGGCGCUGGCUUCCCGCUACUCUCCUGCGUGGCACUGACCUGGACCGGUUGGCAUCCUGGAUUCAGCAGUACAGAAGCAACCUGACAGCCAUAUCCUGAACCAGUUGCUGACCAGGCACCAUGUCUGGAGACUACGACGAAGAGAGGCACCGCAAAGCGAUGGAGCUCCUUCAGGUGCUGUGCUCCAACACAUGUGCUGCCCAGGAACGGGAGAAGUGUCAGGAACUGACCGGCCAUGUGGGUCCCAUCAAUUCAGAAAUCUUGGUCAGUCUCCUGUCGGUGAUCGUGACUUUCUGCGGGAUCGUACUGCUGGGCGUCUCCCUCUUUGUCUCGUGGAAACUUUGCUGGAUCCCUUGGCGGGAUAAAGGCUCCUCUUCGCAGACCCAGCGCAAGGAGCACCUCCUCCACGCUCACCUCCACCAUUCACCUUUUGGGGACCUCUUGGCCGAGCGGGUGGAGCUGGGGCCGGAGAUGCCGGAGAGGUCCUACCUCGAUAUGGAUUCCUACCCCGAGGCCAACCUCAAGGUCAGCCAGACCUCCCCCGACCUGCCCGUGGAAGGCCAGGUUACCACCAAGGAGGGCAACAUGCCCAAUGCCCACUCCCACCAGCAGGUUGCAAGCUUGGCACCCACGCCCAGGUACAAUACACUGCCACGCCCCAUGACCCAGCAGUUGAGCAGCCCGGACACUGGCGUCCACGUCGGGGAGGAGAAGGUGGAGCAGGUGACCAGCAUCGGGCAGAUCAAACCGGAGUUAUACAAGCAGCGCUCGGGCGAGUCGGACUCCAAGAAAGGGGAGGCCGCGAGCUGUGGGCGGCUGAGUUUUGCCCUGCGCUACGCCUACAGCACGGAGCAGCUGGUGGUGAGGAUCCUCCGGGGGGUGGACCUGCCCGCCAAAGACGCCAACGGCUUCUCCGACCCCUACGUGAAAAUGUACCUGCUGCCCGACCGCAAGAAGAAAUUCCAGACCAAGGUGCACCGCAAGACCCUGAACCCCGUCUUCAACGAGACUUUUAACUUCAACGUCCCCUUUGCCGAACUGCCCUCGCGGAAGCUGCACUUCAGCGUCUACGACUUCGACCGCUUCACCCGUCACGACCUCAUUGGCCAGGUGGUGCUGGACAACCUGCUGGAGCUCGCCGAGCGGGAGUGCGAUUCGCCCCUCUGGCGAGACAUCAUGGAGGCCAGCUCGGAAAAAGCAGAUCUCGGGGAGCUGAACUUCUCCCUCUGUUACUUGCCUACUGCUGGGCGUCUCACCGUCACAAUCAUCAAGGCCUCCAACCUCAAAGCCAUGGACCUGACUGGUUUCUCCGAUCCCUACGUUAAGGCGUCCCUCAUGUGCGAAGGGAGGAGGCUGAAGAAACGCAAGACGUCCAUCAAGAAGAACACGCUCAACCCCACUUACAACGAGGCCCUCGUCUUCGACAUCCCCCAGGACAGCAUGGAGCACGUCAGCAUCACGCUGGCAGUCAUGGAUUACGAUUGCAUCGGGCACAACGAAGUCAUCGGGAUGUACCGCGUGGGCAGCGACGCCGACGCACCAGGAAGAGACCACUGGGCCGAGAUGCUGGCGAAUCCACGUAAACCCAUCGAACACUGGCACCAGCUGGUGGAGGAGAAGACUUUGAACAUCUACAUCAACAAGAACCCUCCAGCGCGGGACAAGCCCAGCAUCGUAGUCGAAAGUGUUCACUCAGACUAAGGCCAUCGUCUCCAGCCCUUCAUCACCA
Euleptes europaea (tarantolino) is the source of this 1741-nucleotide messenger RNA. RefSeq names its product synaptotagmin 3 (gene SYT3). The transcript is spliced from 8 exons. The record is from RefSeq and is a predicted model, not a curated record. Bases 133 to 1713 code for a protein of 526 amino acids. Gene Ontology annotation, molecular function: calcium ion binding; phosphatidylserine binding; SNARE binding. Gene Ontology annotation, biological process: calcium-ion regulated exocytosis; regulation of calcium ion-dependent exocytosis; cellular response to calcium ion. Lineage: Eukaryota; Metazoa; Chordata; Lepidosauria; Squamata; Sphaerodactylidae. Gene Ontology annotation, cellular component: membrane.